UGAGAGGAGGAAAGGAUAGAGAAAGAAAAGUGAAGAAGGAAGCUAGAAGACAGAUAGCUCAACAGAUAGAUAGAUCUAUAUAUAGAUAGACAGAUAGAGGUGUGUCCUUUUUUGUUUUCAUUCAUGCAGUUGUAGGAGAGGAUAGGAGGAGCAGCGCUUUCCCUCUCUUUCAUUCUCUUUCACACACAUAUGCACGUGCACUUACAAACACCAACACAUACAUUUUCUCUGCCGAGAGGGAUGGACUCUCCUCCCCUGUGACUCCCAGGGAAGAGAGGAAGCAGCGGAUUUUGCAGCUCACACACACGGACACAUACUCUUUCUGUCUCUUUCAUCUCGCUAAUCCGGAAGAGCACAUGUGUUUCAGAGUGGACUAACAAACAGAGGGAUGCGUCAUGAAGUCUCAGCAGAAGUGCAUUGUGAUCUUUGCCUUGGUGUGCUGCUUUGCUGUAUUGGUGGCCUUGAUUUUCUCUGCUGUGGACAUCUGGGGUGAAGACGAGGACGGGAUCACAGAGGAGAACUGUAGCAAGGAUUGCAGAGCCGUGCUCGUGGAGAACAUCCCAGAAGACAUUUCCUUCUUAAACAACAGCACGUCCCACCUCCCCCUCUCCAUAGGGCUGUACAACCUACUGAAUCAAGCUAUCCGGGUCGUAGAGAUAGUUUCCCCACAGUGGCUCCUUAACUCCUCUGAUAAUGAAUCCAGUUUCCAGCCUGCUGCCCGACAGGGCAGGGCUCUGCUGUCCAGCCUGCAGGGACUGAAAGCAAGAGGAAUUCAGCUGAAGAUCUCAUCUGGAAUAGCUAACUCAACUGAGCUCACUAAACUCAAUGCUGAGGUUCACUAUAUUAACAUGACAGCUCUGACCAAAGGCAACCUUCACUCCUCCUUCUGGGUGGUCGACAGGAAACAUUUCUACAUCGGCAGUGCCAGCAUGGACUGGAGAUCUCUGGCCACCAGGAAGGAGCUGGGUGUGUUGGUGUACAACUGCAGCUGUCUGGCUCUGGACCUCCACAAAGUGUUCAGUCUCUACUGGGGUCUCCAGUAUAAAGACUUUAUUCCCACCUUCUGGUCCAAGCGCCUAUUUGCUGUGUCCAACAGAGACACACCACUGAGUCUCACAAUCAAUGGCACAAAAGCCUUGGCCUAUGUUUCUAGCUCACCGGAUGUUUUCAUUCCCAAACAUCGCAGCAGUGAUCUGGAAGCUAUUGCCAGGGUCAUCCAAGAAGCCAACCAUUUCAUAUAUAUCUCCAUCACUGAUUACCUGCCCCUCAUCGGCAGAAACACCAGCAGGUACUGGUCGCGUAUCGACAGCCUUAUAAGAGAGGCUCUGAUCCUGAGGAAUGUACGAGUCCGUCUGCUGAUAAGUUGCUCGGAAAAGACUCAUCCGCUAACUUUCAACUUCAUCUGGUCCCUGAGGAGUCUGUGCAUGGAGCAGGCCAACUGCUCACUAGAAGCUAAAUUCUUCAACCCCAGGGGCCAGAGGGAUGUCAGUCUCGAAGGAAUAAACCACAACAGGUUUAUGGUUACAGACAGAGCCAUUUAUUUAGGUAAUCUUGACUGGGAGGGGGAUGAGUUUACCUUUAAUGCAGGAGCAGGCCUUGUGAUCAGUAAGGUAGAAGAUAUCGACGACAGGAACUUCACCGUCGUGGAGCAGUUACAGGCUGCGUUUGAGCGGGACUGGUUUUCACAGUACACCAUCCCCCUGCAGGCUAAUAAAUUCCUGGUUUGCAACAAGCACCAGAUCAAACCAAUGGUGUUACUCAAAGCCAGCCAGCUACGCGAUGGACCACUGCCUAUUCGGAAAGGGCAGCAUAAUAAAGGAUCUAUACUACCAAGAAAUCAUCACAAAGUUGUUGGACAGACACCGGACGAAACAAGGCACCGUAACGACAGACUGAGCAAACUUACUCGACAAGGCACUGCUAGUGGGUUAGUGCCAGUUAUGGACAACUACCAAGAGAGGAGUCAAAUGAAAAUGAGUCGCUUUGACCAAAAACAGGUAGAAAUAAAAGGUAACGCCGACAAUCCAAUGGAACUACCCAGUCAGUCCGCUGAGAGCAGUGGUGGCAGAGAGAUCGCCAAUGGAUUUGUGUGACCACAAAAAUCAUGUUUGAAGAACUUCUUUCCUCCAGUGGCAAUGGACUUCCAACACUGGGUCUUUGUAGCAGUUUAUUAUUGUGAUUUUAUAGAAAGAAACUUUUCAAAUUUAGGUAUCUGGUUUGCAGGACUUGAUAAAAGGAAGAACUCAGGAAGGAAAGUAAAUGCUCCAAAGCAGGCUGGCACUUUUGAAUCUUAACAAAUGAAACCAAAUCAUUUUGGUUUAGAAUUCUGAUUAGUAGGCUAAUAAUAUUUUACAACCUUACAACUUAUAUAUUAUUUUUUGUCCUUGUUUAGAUCUCCCGGGAAAGGAAAUAAAUUGCACUGAUUGCCUAAAUAUUGUAUGUCACUUAAGCUAACAUUCAUAAUUAAUCACCCUUUAAAAGGAGGGAUAACAGCUGCAUGUGAAGAGGCAGGAGGCACGUUAGCAUAUGUAGCUACAGUCGCUACAUCUGGCAUUCAGAAUUCACCACACACAGGUUACCACACACCUUAAGCUGUUGCAGAUCUCUAACUGCCUCUGUGCUUUCAAUGGUAUUGAAUAUGUUAGCCUAAAGUAAACAGGUUUAUGCUUUUCCCAUAGUAUUCACUCACACCAGAACAUUAUUUAAAUUGCAAAAUUCUUAAAAUCAACAAUUAAGCAGAGACUGAAAUAAAAGUUUAAUCGGCUUCCUGGAAACAAACAGCUUCAUAUGUCUAAGCCAAGUAAUGUAUUGAUCUCUAAUUAUAAGCAUUAGUUGUUUUAGAAAAAAAAACUGAUGAAGUGGGCCAUUUAAGGGAUUGCUCAAACCAUGUCCACCAUGUUUUAUUUCCAUUUCCAGAAGUAUGAACAUGGGUGCAUUGUUCCACUGCAUGACUGAAUUAGAUGAUGCAUUUGAUGGCUUAGCAUCCUCCAUCAGCCACUACUUUCAAUAAAGCAAGCUGUGGUCUUUUAUGGUGGAAGGAGGGGGAGCUAACGAUCCAGAAGGGUCUUAAAAGAUCAUUAUCGAUAACCAUAAACAAAUCCUGGGAUUAGAGGCGGAUUGCAUGGAUAUCUCUAGUAUCCUUUCAAACCCAGCAUUGGGACUUAUUGAACAAAUACUGAAGUAGCAUUAAGACGAAAGGGGCCAGAGGGUCUCUGCUGUCAACCAAAUCAAUACAAUGAAUUUUUAACAGAGCUUGACAGAGGCAGUUGCUGUAUUUUAACCUCAAGGACAUGUUGGCCUGUAAUGUCAUGCCUGUGACAGAAUAUAUAUUCCCUUUAUCUUGUGGAGAUAGAGCUACAAAUCUAGCAUCUUUAGUUUAUACUUGACUGAAAGCUUGAAGCAACAUUUAUUUGCAUUUCGAAUGAUUGCAUGUUUACACACUCUUUGCUACAAGUGUAACUUUUAGAAAUGAUUCUUGUGGGAUUUAUAAUAAUACAGAAGGGUUUUUUUUUCAACUUUCAAAGCCAUUAACUGAGUAAAGUCAAAAACACCACCAGAGAGAAAAUCGUAGGGAUGUCUUUGUCUAAAAUGUAUAUAUGUGUUUCUAUGGAGUGUUUAACAUGACACAUGCGUCAUCAGUGUUAUGUCUGAUUUCAGGAGAGAAUUAAUUGACAAGUAUUCUGAUAAUGUAUUAAUUAUAUAAACAGUCAUUUUCUAUCAUUAAUAUAUGAGGUGACGUUUCUUGACCCAGCUAAUAAAGAUAUUAUCAAUUUAAUCAGUAAUGAAAACAAAACAUUAGUUCCAUCCCUAAAACAAUAUCUGGGGUUUGGUUAUUUUUCAGGCUGUGUACCAUUUGAAAAACGAAUGUCUGUCGAGGUUCUCAGUCAUCCACGCCGUGGUAGUCCUAAGCAUGUUACGUGAAGGCAGCUGGAUCUUUUUAAAUUGGCACAUGGAUCAAAAGGAAGUCCAGUUUUCUUCAUUUCAGGAGCUUAGGAUUUCAAAUGUUUGUUGGCCAAUAUCGAGUCAGUUGAAACUUGGGUAGCUGCUGCCAUCUAGUGGAUGUCACGAGGCAAAUUACUUGCGUUCACUUAAAAGUUGCUAUUAAAUGUUAAAUGAAAAAUUCAGCCUUGAUCAAGCAACAUGUUGGUUCACAUCUGCUGAUUUUAUGCACGUGUAACAUGCAUAACAGGCAGUUCCAUGAGCAUGUGUGUGUUUUAUCAGAUAACACUUAACUGACUCUAUCCUGAGAGCUAUUCUUUCACACCAGAAUGUAUAAACUAUAAACAAGAAUAAUACCAUUUAAAAAAUUAUUUCAUUCUGAAAAGCAAAAAACUUUUUUUACUACUUAUGUGUACCCUAAGAACCUAUACCUUUCUGUGCAAGACACAGCCACGUAUCUAUCUUUAAUAAUUACUUCAUAAAAGUAUCCUUAAAUGACAAACACAGUCAUUUUUCAUUUGUAGCAUAACUUCUCCAUACCAAGUGAGUAGACUUUGAGAAUAUGACAAUAAUAAUAUCUAUGUGUAAAGCACUGUGUCACCACACUGUAAUGCUUAUCUGCCAGCUGACCUGGAGUCAGAUUCACUACUAUACGCUGCUAUUAUCUAUGAUUGUCAUAUGGGGAGGGCGGUAACGCUGGUACUGCAUUCUGCCCAGGUUUUUUUUUAUGGUUUUUGUGUUUUGUAACUAUUCUGUUUUGGAAAACAAAUCUUUUUCCAGUUACAGUGGGGAUUAUUUUUAGCUUUGUACACAGUACACAGAUGCCAAGAUUUAAGUGGUUUAAAAUCUGCUACAUGCAACUUAUAGAUUCAGAGCAAAAUAAAAAAACAAAAACAAACUGGAAUGUUUCUGAAUUGUGUGUUGUCUGCCUGUCCAUUGCUCCAGCGAAAUGUUCAUUUUUCAGUGGAAACUCUGUAACAGAUCAUAUUUUUCUUGUACACAGAAGGGCAGAACUGCUUAUUUUAGCAAAACAAAGCACUAUUACCGAGAGAUACAUUUCAAAUACUGCCUGUAAAGCUUUUUAAAUGUUGCCUACCUUUAGUAUGUUUUUUCGGCAUGACUGCUGCUUGCAUGCCUUGCCUUUAUGAGCUGUGCACAAUAGCUAUGAGCCUUUCUUGAGAUGAUGCUAAUAAUGAAAUCUUGUACCUUUAAAGAUACAGAAGGAAUGUAUAUUUAUUGAAUAUCCUUGUUAAUGCACACUACUAAAUUAUGUGAUCAUUCGAUUUUUACUAUUAAUAAAAAAUAAGCAUCUUAGCUUA
This is a messenger RNA of Neolamprologus brichardi, 5258 nucleotides long. Its product is annotated as inactive phospholipase D5. NCBI's taxonomy places the organism in Eukaryota, Metazoa, Chordata, Actinopteri, Cichliformes, Cichlidae. The record is from RefSeq and is a predicted model, not a curated record. Gene Ontology annotation, molecular function: catalytic activity.